Messenger RNA from Zootermopsis nevadensis, 4113 nucleotides. Its product is annotated as sec1 family domain-containing protein 2. The record is from RefSeq and is a predicted model, not a curated record. Gene Ontology annotation, biological process: vesicle-mediated transport. NCBI's taxonomy places the organism in Eukaryota, Metazoa, Arthropoda, Insecta, Blattodea, Termopsidae.
UUAUGACCUUUUAGCAAUAAAGUGCAUUAAGUUAUUUAUGCUCGUGAAUGUGUGUGACCACGUUGAUAAUUUUGUGUAUUUGCCGUGUGAAUUUUUGUAUAAAGAGACGUAUGAGAUUACAGUUUAACAUAUUUAUUAAAAUUAUUAAUAAUAUGAUAUGAAUGCACCGUGAAAGCGGAGUCAAGUGCUGUAACUUGUAAACGAAGGUCUUUACAAUCAGUACUACUAUGAGGUUAACCCUUUAAAAAGUGUGACAUGUUCAGAUUGCAGAUAUUAUUAUUACCAACUAAUUUAAGUACGAAGUUUUUAAAUAAUUAAUUGGCAUAAGCAGUGCGGCUCAUUAACAACAGAUGAACCUCAUGGUUGUUGUAGAAAGAAAACCAGUGAACAAAUCAAAAUGGUUAUGACAUUACAUCAGUUUUGUCAAAUAGGAUGGAGAGAAAUAUGUAAAAAAGUUAAAAAAGCAGUUGUGUACAUUGAUAAUGAAGGUGCAGAAUGUUUGCAUUGGAAUGGGGGACUAAUGCAAAUGAUAACAGCUGGUGCUUUAACUGUAAAGCAAUUUUCAACUUUUGAGAAUGAUAAAGAAGAGCACAGAAAAGCAGUUUUCAUUUUAUGUUCUCCUGUCUGUGGCUCCACAAAAGUUAUCAUGGAGGAUAUAAUACGAAACAGCAACUUUGAGUACUGUGUACUCAUUACGUCUGCUCAUGCAAGAGUUCACCAGUUUGCCAAGUAUGGUGGCCACCGGGAAGGAAUUGAUGAUAUGCAUUACUUCCAUAAACUUGAAGAGGAGAUGCUUGAAUGGAUGGGGAACUUGAAUUAUACUGUAGAGGUGCUGUAUUCACCGCUGUUUGUAGUGCCUCUGACUGAGGUGCUGUUUGUCACCCCAACAUUCAGAAAUUUAUUUCCUAUCACUGAAGCACAUAUUCAGUGUAUCAAGGAACUACAACUUCUUCAGCACAAGGUGGUUGAUAGCCAGUCAUUGGAUUCUUUGUCCUCUGUUAAACUGACACAUCUUCCGUUGGAGGUACAGAUAUCUGUACAUCAUCUUGUGAGUUGCCUGCACAGUUUGUUUGUGCAACUUGAGGUUUGUGAAGACAUAUAUAGCCUUGGGCACCUAAGUGGGAUUGUUGGAAGCCAACUGGAAAUUCUCCCUGAUGCAAAUAACAGACGGAAAACAGCUCCUAAUCAUUGUUCACUAAUUCUGAUUGACCGUACAUUGGAUCUGGCAAGUGUAACAAGUCACAAUACAGACUCACUGUUAGAUAGGAUUCUAGCAGUGUUGCCACGGUUACCUGGACACACCAAUGAUGUUGCAGUCAAAAUGUCACCUAUUUGUGAUACCAAAGUAUCAUCAGCUUUAGGAAACAUUGUUUUGGCACCUGGAUGUCUUGCACACCCAAAUUGUGAUCUCUGUCCACAGAAAGUGCCUUCAAUGAUGCAGGUACUGGAGUGGCUUGUGAACAAGAAGCAGAAGGAUGUUUUGUUGAGUCUUCAUCACCAUAUAACUGCAUUGGUACCAGGAGGAGGAGGUCGAGUUGGAAAAUUUACACAUGUUACACCACACACAAUUGAGAAGCAAAUAGCCUUGUUUAAGGGGCACACGGAAAUUAUGUACCAGUGCAGUGGUCUCCUACAGCAAACUUUGGCUGUAACACAGACGCUGCGAUCUCCUCGUUCAUCUCAAUUGGAUACCAUAGUUAGCAUUGAAAAAUUGCUGCUACAGAAUCUGGGUUCCAUGAAAGAUGGGGUUGGAGUACUAGCUCAGGUGACACAGCUUGUAAAGACUCGUCAUGAACGAGGGCUGUUACUGCCAGACAUCCUUGGCCUCUUGGUUCAUCUCUUUUCCUUGGCAGGUACUGACAUCCUGUUCCCAGCACUUGAGCAGAGCCACCUGUUGGUUGCUCUGAAACAGGCUUUAUAUGAAGAUCGAGAAGAAUUACAAGGAAACCUUUCUAAACUCGUUGAUUCAAAAGUAGAUGAUGAAUUUGCAGAAAUAGCAGGAAAUGUUUUGAGUAAACUUCAUUAUAUAGCAUCAGUGAGAAAGGAUCUGGUGCGAUACAGAACACUUCUGUCCCUUGCCAGUCCAACACAGCCAGCUGUGUAUCGUGGUUUACUUCAUCAACUCAUAGCUGACAUUCUGGACCCUGCUUGUCCAGAUCUAGCUGAUCUGACAUGUAAAUCCACAGGGUUGAAAGGCCUUUUGAAAAGUGGAUUCAGUUUGCUACUCAAGAAACAGAGGGAGCAGCAUCCAUUGGACAAUCCACAGUUGAUUGUGUUCAUCGUGGGUGGCAUUGCUGCACAUGAAGUCAAAUUAAUUCAAGAAAUGGUGAUCAGCUCUGGACGACAAACACAGGUUCUAGUUGGUGGCACUCGUCUUCUUUCACCAAACGAUGCUGUGGAAGCCAUCUUUAUUAAAGAUCCAUUUAUGCAGCAAGUUUUGUGAGAGUGGUAGUUAGUAAAUAUCAUUAUAUUGUUACUUUGGAGAGACAAAAAUAUGAAUAUUUUUCAGAAUGUGAAGUUACAUUGUUCUUAAUGCGAGAACUUGAGCUAUAUAUUGAUAAUAAGAAAGUUAAUUGCAUUACUUUGUGUUCUCUAAAUCGAGACAUUAGUGGACUUGUUUGGAAGAUCUUGCUAAAUUAAUUGCCUGGUGUAAAUUUUAGAAUAUUAAUUUUUUCAAUGUAUAAAUACAUUGCCAUUCCAUGAAAAAUAGUUGUGAAACCUCUUCAUCAUGGAUGUAAAAAAAAAUUGUGAAAUUCAGGAUGGUCAAAUAUUCUCAUGUAAUUUAGAUUUCUACCGUCACAAGGAAAAUAUUUCGGAAGGUCUGCAGUUGUUUCCUGUAUCUAACAUGAUACAUGGUCUGUAUCUAGCCUAUGUAAUGGCAACAUAAUUUACGCGUGUUAUAUUCACAAACUAAGUUUCUGUAAACCUCUUUGGAGUUUUCAUUGACAUAUUGUGAGCAGGGAAUAGCUUCAGAGCAGAACUUCCAGAGUGGUGUGGCAAAAGGAGAAUGGCUUAGAAGCAUUUGGAUUGCUAAGUAAUAUUAACAGCACCAAGUAGUGUGACAAUGUAGCAGCUGUGGUGACAAAGAAGUGUGAGGUGGAUUUAUGGAGUCUGUUAAAUUUUAAUGUUCUGCAUCACAGCAUAUGUAUUUGGUGCAAGCACUUCACCCAUAUUUGCCUUUUAUACUGCACUGAGCCACUGUAAUUGGGCACAUCCAGUUUGAUAGUUCCAGGUUGUACACAUGCCAAUACAUCUUGUGUGAAAUGCUGUCUCUAUUAGAAGAUGGCUGUCUUCUGACUCACUGCCUUGAGAACCUCAAAUUCUACUUUGUUUAUUAAUAUCAAUUUUUGGGCUUAUUUUUAAUAAAAUUAAAACUUCAUUGAUUGUUAUUUGAUGUUUCUUUUAGUUACACUUACAUAAAUCUCAAAACAUAUAUUUCUGAGAAUAAAAGAUCAUAUUUAAAAACAGGCUUCCAAAAUGAAAAGUAUUCUAAUAUUGGAGAUCAUGCAGUUUUAAUAAAUUGGUCAGUGUCCAUCACCCUGAUAACUUCUCCCAUAGUGCAUGCUCAAGUUUUACAUGUAUGAGAUGGCCUCCAGAUAUGAAGGGUAACUGCAAAUACUACUGAAUAAGCAGUCAUGUACAGCCAAGCAGUGGUCCACUAGCUUGGAGGUUGGAGCAUCUUACAAAAUGUUACACAGGGUGUCAUACAUGGACAGAUUCUUGAGAAUACAGUAUUGAAACUUUAUUCCCUAAAAGAGGAGGUUUCUUGAUUGGCUGAGUGAUAAUAGCUUGUCAGAAAAGACAUAUGUAGAGUUGCUGGUUAAUCUUUAUUAUACAGAAAUGAGGAAUCUAAAAUAUCAUACUAGAGAGCUACCAGCUAAACUAAAAUCCAAGAUUAACAGUUUCUGAGAAGGCUUAUGCGAUUCAGAAUUGAUGAAGGUUAAUUCUGUGGUAAAAUAUGAUAAUGAAAUAUGGGUGUCAUCUGACAAGAAAGAAAAGAGAGGGAAAAGGGAAAAAUGAGAAGUUUUUACCUGAAUAUAUAUAAAAAGAAAUAUUGACAACUGGAAUAAACUUAAGAUUAAUAAUACAGUCAAAGACAAUACUGCAUAUGUA